Messenger RNA from Saccharomyces kudriavzevii IFO 1802, 1269 nucleotides. RefSeq names its product putative glycosylase (gene CRR1). Gene Ontology annotation, molecular function: glycosyltransferase activity; hydrolase activity, hydrolyzing O-glycosyl compounds. Gene Ontology annotation, biological process: fungal-type cell wall organization; carbohydrate metabolic process. The coding region runs from base 1 to 1269 and encodes 422 amino acids. Gene Ontology annotation, cellular component: fungal-type cell wall. NCBI's taxonomy places the organism in Eukaryota, Fungi, Ascomycota, Saccharomycetes, Saccharomycetales, Saccharomycetaceae. The transcript has a single exon. The record is from RefSeq and is a predicted model, not a curated record.
AUGAAGAACUUGAUAUUUCAGCUGCUGCCGCUUAUUAGCUAUAUCGGGUUCACCCACGGAGAACUAUACAAGCCCAAAAACUCCAUACCUUGCUCCACAAAUAAACCUUGUCCCGCUGAAUGGCCGUGCUGCUCGCCAUAUAAUGAAUGUGGAGCUGGUCCGGUAUGUGUCGGCGGGUGUAAUGUGAGGUCUUCUUUCGACGAGGAGAGCUGCGCUCCUAUACCUGCUUUAGUGCCCACUUUAAAACUCGAAUUUGCUAGCACGCCAAAAAUUCCCAAAUUCAUCGCGAACUAUCAGCCUAGACCCCCAAUAAAGGAGGAACAUUCUCCAAAUAAGGCAAAUGCUAAGGUGGGUGUAAUUGAAGGGGAACUCAAUUCCAAGAGAAUCAUACAUUACGCAAAAUUCUUGGUCACUCCGGACAGUAAAGAGGCAGAAAAAAUGUUGGAAGAUUUUGACUUCACACACAGCGGCUAUACGUCAAUCGAAGCAAGUAGCGGAAAUAUUGUAUUGGCUAUGCCAAAAAAAACAACCGGAAGUUUGGUUGCAUCGACCAGGUCGUUCCUAUAUGGUAAGGCAAGCGUGCGAAUGAAAACAGCGAGAUCAAGGGGUGUCGUUACUGCUUUUGACUUGAUAUCCGCAAUUGGGGACGAGAUUGACUUCGAGUGGCUGGGUGGUGAUCCGACAAUGACCCAACUAAACUAUUACUCGCAGGGGAUGUUAGAUUAUACAAGAAUGCAAAGAUAUCCUGUGGGCGCGGACACCUGGUCAACUUACCACAAUUAUGAGAUUGAUUGGGAUUCAGAAAGAAUUAUAUGGUAUGUCGACGGUAGAAUGGCUCGCACUGUUUUGAAGAAGGAUACGUGGGACCCCAUCAACAAAGAAUACAGGUACCCACAAACACCUAUGAGGCUAGAGGUCGCCGUUUGGCCAGGCGGCUCGGAAACUAACGGACCCGGUACGAUAAACUGGGCCGGUGGUCUUAUAGAUUGGGAAAAUUCGCCCGAUAUCAUUAAAAAGGGCCAAUUUGCGGCGCAUGUCGAACAAGUCACUGUGACGCCGUACCAAAACAAAUUCACAGAACAGGUGCAGUACUGUCUGAAGGCAAAGAAAAAGGCACCCACUGUUUCCGAAAAAGACUUAUCGAAAGUAAUCGUCUCCUACAAAAAACAAGACAAGGCGAUUCAUUACGGUGAGGGAUCCCUCCUAUGGGAUUGCUAUGUCACCCCAAGGAUAAAAGAUUGGCUAAGUUCUGGAAAACAGUCAAAAUAA